Messenger RNA from Fusarium verticillioides 7600, 957 nucleotides. RefSeq lists its product as hypothetical. The coding region runs from base 1 to 957 and encodes 318 amino acids. NCBI's taxonomy places the organism in Eukaryota, Fungi, Ascomycota, Sordariomycetes, Hypocreales, Nectriaceae. The record is from RefSeq and is a predicted model, not a curated record. The transcript has 3 exons.
AUGGAUUUUUGUUAUUCUGACGAAAUCAAGGCCCCGCUCUAUGAGACACACGGCUUGGGUCAUGACAUACCUUUACGAAUGCACAGGGACUCGCUGAAGGAGAUCGAUGGAGCACUUCGAGCCCAGAAAGAUUGGACUCGCUACGUACGGCCAGUGCAUGGGUACAAGGGCGGCCUAGCCGACCCGUACGGCUUCAUAAGCGCAACGAUCCCCGAAUGUCGCCCGGAAAGGCUUGAGAUUGUUUCGUACGCGAACGAGUUUGCAUUUCUCUAUGACGAUGAUAUGGAAAUGCUUGAACUCAAAAACCCGACGAAAGAUCUCGAUAGUUUUCUUCAGCCGUUUGUAACCCCUGCACUUGAGGUCAAUGCCCGAAGCCGUCCCGAGAAAAAGCUCCAGGCACAAAUAUUCUUAGAAAUGAUGGCCAUCGAUAAAAGGCGGGCAAUUACGACGAUGAAGGCAUGGGCAAGCUUUGUUCAGUCAGCAUCUCGAACAAGAAUGACGUCUUUUGAGACCUUGGAGGAGUAUAUUCCAGCACGAGUUAUAGACGCAGGCGAACUGAUCUGGUUCGGGUCGUUAACCUUUGGUAUGGGACUUACCAUCCCCGACGAAGAAUACGAUCUAUGCAUGAGCCUAGGAAGGCCGGGAUAUGCCGCACUAGGAUUGACGAACGACCUCUACUCAUGGGAUAAAGAACGAAAGGCAGCUGAGGAUAUGGGGCAGGACUACGUCUUCAAUGCAAUCUGGGUCAUCAUGAAAGAGAGUGCUAUCGGGGAGGAAGAGGCGAAAGAGGUUUGUCGACGUGAGAUUGUACAGAACAUCGACCAGUUCCGUGAUAUUGUCGCAAAGACAAAGGCCGACCUUAGUUUGUCUCGAGAUCUUCGCGCAUAUAUCGAGGCGGUCAUGUGGUCAUAUAUUGGAAACCUAGUAUGGAGCAUCUACUGUCCCAGGUAUAAGUGA